AUGCGUGAGGAUCAAGUGGUGAGUGGACUCAAAUUUCUUCAGCAUCCGAAUGUUCAGUCAACGCCGCUAUCGGAACGUGUGUCAUUCUUGGAAGGAAAAGGCAUGAGCAAAGAAGAGAUUCAAGAGGCCAUUAAACGCCAUGAAAAUAGCGAUACAAGAGCAUUUACAGAUCAAUCGACGACAAUCCAACAACAACAGCAGCAGAUGAAGACGACACCCAUGAUGAUGAGGGCUGCAGAUACGCCCAUGCAUCAGAUGAUACAUCGUCGAGGACGAUAUCCUGCCUAUGUUCAAGUGCUGUGGACAGUGUCGUCGCUCGUAGGUGCAGCUUCGAUCCUCACAUUUAUAUGGAACUAUGCAGUACAAUCAGGAUACAUUCCGUGGCUGCGGCCAAUGCCAUGUCUGUUAGAAGCAGCCAAGGUACAGGCGGAAAAAGAAAAGGAAGCAAAAAAGGAUGAUGCACUGCUAGCUGAAUUAACAAGUGUCUCAGCUGCUAUUCAGAAGCAAACGGAGGAACUGGCCAAAAUGAGUGUGUCGCUGGACGAAAAAGAGCGUGACUUACACAACAAGACGUUGAUAAGUGCACAGAUUUCCAGCUCGCUUGCUCAGCAGGGAAAUGCGCAAUCAAUUGCUGAGUUGAAGGCUGAGAUGUCUACGCUCAAGGCUCUUUUGCUUCAAAAAAAGACAGCAAAUGCUAGUGACUCGGAUAUAAUUGACGUGGUGGUGAAGAAAAAUAGUGAAGACACGGAGAAGAAAAGGUUUUUGACGACUGGAAGCGAAACUGCCUCGACACCAAAUAGUGCACCACCUGCCGUGGUCUUACAGACGGUGUCCAAGGCCGAACGCAUGCAGAACGCAUUAAAAAAGCUACGAACUGAGAAUUCGCUUGAACAACUCAAGUUGGCAGCGGGUAUCCUCAGUAUGUAUGUCAAGAAUCUCGUCGAGAACCCCGAUGUACCCCGCUAUCGUCGCAUUGCGCUCGGUAAUGCGAACUUUAAGCAAAAGAUCGAGCCUCUCAAGCAUCACGAAGAACUUCUCAAGUCUAUUGGGUUUGAGACGUCAGGUUUCAAUAUGGAGUGGAAAUGGUACACAGCGAGCAAAACGACAGGUGCAUUCGAUGAGAAUAUUGCCAUCUUGCGUGCGAUGCUGAAAGCUCUUCAAUCCCUCUCAAGUCCGAAUGCUUCUUCGAAUCUAUCGCUUGAGGAGAUUGCACACACCAGUCUGGAAGAUUUUUUCUCUCAGCAGACUAAGAAGAAUACCGAAAUGUUGACAACCACCACCAAGACUAGCACAACUUCGUUUAACAACAUCAAAGAGAAGCAUUCAGCAACGCAAAGCGGCAGCAGCGCGUCACUGGGUCGUACCUCUACGAGUCUCGACGAGUUCAUGGCACGAUUGGAACAGCAAACCAGCGUUGGCAAUAUCGCUAAUGCUGACAUUAGUAUGACGAACCCUCUUCCGUCCUCUGCAGCGAUUAACGCCAGCGAUAGCGAAGAGAAGAUGCCCGUGUCGGCAAGUAGCUUGAUUUCUCCGACUGUGACGGCUGGCGAGCCGUCAUAUCCAGAGUCAUUCAAGGAAGUGAUGGAUCUCAUUCAAAAAGGCGAGACGGUGCCGGGUAUUUGUGACAUCGAAGAAAAAUUGUCUGUAGAUUCGAGUACAUUGUUAAGCGAGCAGAUGAAGGUUGACGAUACUACGACGGUAGUAAAGCCUUGGGGAAAAAGUGACGCAUAG
Peronospora farinosa is the source of this 1731-nucleotide messenger RNA. The record is from the annotation of a GenBank genome assembly. Lineage: Eukaryota; Oomycota; Peronosporomycetes; Peronosporales; Peronosporaceae.